UAGUGGUUACAAAACAGGAAAAAAACAUGCAAAACAAAACCGGCAGCGGAAUUUUGGGCUUUUUUAAGACCGAAGCCGGACGUAAGGUGGUGUUUUAUGCAGCGGGAUCAACUACAGUUGGUCUAUUUUUGGCCAACUUUGUGCCACAUACAUUUGGACUGAAAUAUUACCGCGACUUUGUGUCAUGUUAUCAAAAUGGCAUUGCAAGAGCCGUGCCGGAGUCAGUGCAGCAACGUCUGGAUAAAGCCUUGGAAAAACUGGACGUGGAUCCGCGAGAGGCUAAAUUCGUGAAGCCAUUCACCGUUUUUGGAUUUGAUCUGUUUCAAGCAGGCACCACGAAAUAUCGCUUUGGGGCCGCUCUGGGAAUCCCCGUGAACUAUGCAUAUGGCAGCAUUGACGAGAUCAAACGGUCGGAUAUACGCUUUCGCGAUAAGCAAAUAAACUGGAACUCGGACAACGGCAGACUACUGGAAGAGGCAAUUGUCUUGACCGAAGAUGAGCAGGUGUUUGGACUGAGCAAAGCGGUACUCCAGCUGCAAACGCAUCGGGUGUUGUUGAACUCGAUCUUCCCCAGCGUGAGCUUCCUUAUGGUAUACACAAUGGGACGCUAUCUAAAUAUGCGUCUUAAUCUCUUCGCGCGUCAUGGCAGCACACGUUUCGUUUUGUACAGCAUCUUGGGUCUGUUUGGCAUCGGCAGCUGGUCCUUUAUGAAGGACUUCAACCAGGUGACUACCGAUGCCGAUAUUGAUAAAAAGCUGGCCACACUCGGUCCACAAUUUGUGGCCGCGGGUGUCACCUACUACGACAAGCAUCUGAAGAAGAACAUGGCAUUAAGACACCUUAUUGGCGAUAAUACCUACACUGCCUUGGGCAAUGAAAACUACUUGCUGCGUCAAAAAUCAAUGCCGCUGACGGCGCGCAAAUCAUUCUUUGAGAAUAAGUGGGAAGAGCUACAAAGUACCCAAAUAUAAUUUAAAUACUCGUCAUAAGCGUUUGUUAAAAGUUUGUUGGUUAAUUUAUUCUUAUGAAACUAGCUUAUACAGCAAACAAAUAAUAAAUUUAAAAUUC
Drosophila innubila is the source of this 1068-nucleotide messenger RNA. Its product is annotated as transmembrane protein 177. The coding region runs from base 27 to 971 and encodes 314 amino acids. The record is from RefSeq and is a predicted model, not a curated record. NCBI's taxonomy places the organism in Eukaryota, Metazoa, Arthropoda, Insecta, Diptera, Drosophilidae. The transcript is spliced from 3 exons.